UGCUGGAAAGGACUGAAAUGCCCUUCAUUUAAACCGGUGACAAAGUGGCGAGCAGCGGCCCCGGGCAGCGGAGAUCACAGCGCACAGAGACCACAGAGAGAACAGAGGAAGAGGAGGAAGAGGAGACCGGAUCACAGAGCACCGCGCUGGAGCCACAGCAGCACAACACAGACACUGAGAGGAAACACUCAGCACCAGCGAAGAAAAACACCACUCUUUGGUAAAUAAAAAAAACAAUAGGAAACUAAUCCGGACGGAGCAUCUUUAUACCCCACCGACAGACCAGUCCGGUUGUAAAGAUGGGCGUCACCUCUCGCUUUCUUCUAUUGGUCGGCUUAUAUUUGGUGGCGGCGCUGAUUGGUGUAGCCCACUCCGAGGGGGUGUGUCUUCAAGACGGCAAGCACAAGGACGUGCCCAGCCCCGAGCCACACCUGAGGGAGUGUGGGCUGUACGCAGACAAUAGCUGCUGCACAGAGGAACACAUCCAGGAUAUCUCCCAUAUUCCCUCAGUUAUCAACAAGAAUGAGCCCUGGGACAAGUGUGGGCCCCUGAGCCAAGCGUGUGAAGGUUUCCUGAAGCGCGUAUCCUGUUUUUACCGCUGCUCCCCCGAUGCCGCACGCUGGCCCCAUCCCCACCGCCGCUCAUACAUCCAGGCUGUGCCGCUCUGCCACAGCUUCUGCCGUGAUUGGUUUGAUGCCUGCAGGAUGGACUUGACAUGUGCUCGUAACUGGGCCAGAGACCCCAGGGGACAGAACUGCACUGGGACCUGCAUUCAGUAUCAGCAGAUGUACCAACAUGGCCGUGAUCUUUGUGAGAGCCUCUGGGGCGACGCCUUCAUGACGGUGGAGGAUGAGCCGGAGGAGGUCGCUGAAGUGGGAGAGGCUGGGGCCGAGGGCGACGGCGCUCACCCCUGCGGCUGUCUGACCCUCAGCCCCUCUGACAAGGACGUGAUCGCCGCCCUCAGGGCCCAGCAGGAUGACCCUGAGGAGCUGGACACCACCAAGACUGGCCUGCCCCAGUACCGGGCCCCCUGCCAGACCAAGCUGCCCCUGCAGGCCAGGAGUGGCAGGAAGGGGAACUCUGUGCUGCGUAAGCGCUCGGUCAUCGUGGACGACGUCGAGGGAAGUGGUAGUGGCCUGUAAACAGUGAUAGAUGAAUAUAUUUAGAGGUAAUUCUACAUCUUAAUAUCUCUCUUUUAUUGGAGUUAAAAGUUUGCUCCUGUUACUAACCUUAUCUUAUGAAACUAAGCUCUCAGCAUCACAUUUCACAUAAUAUCACUAUGAUUUCACAUAUUCCAUGUAAGGUAUGUGGCAAGCCAAUUGUACUUCAAAUAAUGACCUAGUAGGCUGGGAGGCUGUUACCAUGGGACCCUACUUCAGAAAAAACUACAGCAGUCAAUGGCAAGACACCAAUAAUUUUUUAAAUCUAAUUUUAAUUAUGAUAUAAUAUGCAUAUAAUGUUUGUCAAUUUCAAAGAGAAUGUUACCAGUCAAGAUACACUUUGUGGUAAAGAUAGUAAAAUAUUUAUUUACUUUAAUGUGAAAAGACUCAAUGGACUGUAUCUUUAGUCUCACAUAGUACCAACCCUGAAAAGGUCAACACCGUCAGAACAAGUGGAAAAGUAUUAAAAGAUGAAAAUCACUACAACAUACUGCUGAGACCUGCAGAGCAGACCUCCAGCAGCUUGUGAUAAAGUGACUUUUGGCUGCAUAAAUAUUCUAAUUAUGCAUUGAGUGACUCAUAUUCAUUGGAUCUGACUGCCAAAACUACGGUUUCAUGGGGCUACUGGAAAAGAUGAGACUUGCCUCCUUAUAAGCCAGUUCACAGUUCAGAGAAUGAAGGUCAGAGGUCAAGGCACAUAAACAAAAAACAAAUACAUACAGGCACAUUUGUUCUGGUGUUUACUUUGCAGCAAUGAAAUGCCUGUGGAAAGGGGAGGGUUUGCAACAAUAACUAAAAAUAAGUCCUACCUGAGUACAUUUGAUCAUACACUGAGAAUUAAAGUGUUUUAGGUGUUUUUCUUUCCACUUGUCAUAUUGAUAUGAUGUUAUAGAUGAAAGGGGGGCUUUAUUUAUUUAUUCUGAGUUGGCAUACAGUGUCUGUGAUUAUUGUACCAAAAGGCCUGGUGUUCAGCCAUGGUUGAGCCAUUACAUGAAAUAUGAACAACAUUCCUAUUCAACAGAUUUUGACACAAAUGCAUUACUAUAACUGACUGGACUGGAGCAGAUGAGUUAAAAACCUUUACGAAGCCAAAAAGCUCUUGAUCGUGUCCCUCAUGUAGUCAGAUGCAUUGUUUGUUUAUAUGCCUUUGACUCUGCAGUGGAGUGGCGUGCACAGUCUCCCAAACUGUGAACCAGCAAUUAAAAACAAUUAUUUUUUAGGGUGCACCAACUGAAAAGAACGAAAUUCUCCUUUAAUUGUGAAAGGGCUCUGAUUACAAUACGAUGAUGAUAGUAGUUACACACAGGAUAUGCUACUUGCUUUUUAUGGCUUUUCAUUAAAAAAAACUCCAUGUAUGGAUGUAAGGAUAUAUUACAUUAGGACAUAAAGUGUGUAAAGAAGUCUGUGUAGAAGAAAUGUAACAUCCUACAGCAACAGGACUUCUGCAUGAAUCAAGCCAUAGGGCAAUUCAUGACAACAAGCACAUAUUGUAAACAUUACAUACUACACUACCUUGAUACUGUUUUCAGUCAACUACUUUAUUCUGUGCAUUAGUCAGACUGUUAAAUGCAGAACUUACUGUUGUGAUGCCGUACCGUGCAGUCUACUCGUCAUGAGGUUUGUACAAUAGUGGAGAAAUGCUAAUAAUAAUGAAUGUAACUUAGGCUUUCUUACAGAGACUGCUGGCCUGAGCGUAAGGUGAUCUGGUAUGAUAAUAUGAGGCAGAGAUAUGAUUUGUAUCUGCAGGAAGGUUUUAAUAUUCAGAGACAAAAAAAUCUGCUCACCAGGGAGUGAAAUUCCACCAGAUAAGGUUGUUCUGGCAGUUUUGUCACCAAUGUACUUGUCUGUGGAUGUUUCUUUUAUAAUUGUGUUUCUAGAUUGAGGCACUGUUAGAUUUAAGUGUUUUGUAAAAUAAAUAAAUAAAUUAAAAAAUAAAAAAUAAAAAAUAAAAAAGGAAAUGUCUGAUUUGUGGUAAGCUUGUUGAAAAGGGUAUUUCUGUGCUUGUCUUUAUGUUCUCAAUAAAGAAACAUUUUUAAACGUCA
This is a messenger RNA of Sphaeramia orbicularis (orbiculate cardinalfish), 3202 nucleotides long. It is a transcript of the gene rtbdn, whose product is annotated as retbindin. The transcript is spliced from 7 exons. Gene Ontology annotation, cellular component: external side of plasma membrane. Gene Ontology annotation, molecular function: riboflavin binding; signaling receptor activity; riboflavin transmembrane transporter activity. The record is from RefSeq and is a predicted model, not a curated record. Bases 300 to 1142 code for a protein of 280 amino acids. NCBI's taxonomy places the organism in Eukaryota, Metazoa, Chordata, Actinopteri, Kurtiformes, Apogonidae.